Aspergillus pseudotamarii is the source of this 2658-nucleotide messenger RNA. RefSeq names its product cytochrome and DOMON domain-containing protein. The transcript has a single exon. NCBI's taxonomy places the organism in Eukaryota, Fungi, Ascomycota, Eurotiomycetes, Eurotiales, Aspergillaceae. The coding region runs from base 687 to 2156 and encodes 489 amino acids. The record is from RefSeq and is a predicted model, not a curated record.
CUAAGACUUGGGAUUUGGAAUCUCGUGGAUCCUGCGGGUGGCCUAAUAAUUAUAGACACCCGAGGCCAGAUGACAUUACAACAGUGUAGAGCCCACGCACUUUUCACCUUUUCCACGCUCCCAGAUCAAUCAACACACACAAAGCGGCGCAAAGUCGGACCAAUACGGAAACAAUAAAGACCACUGGAGUUCUUCUUUAAUAACUCCUUUGGGAUAGUUCCCUUGCCCAUGGCUGUCAGCUAGUGGAGAUCUUAUUAGAUCGGUCAAUUUACUUCUGGCACUUUGGUCAGGGUCUAUCCCGAGUCCGCUGCGAAUACUACCAGUCUCGCAGGGCACAAAAGAAACACUUCGAAAGGUAUCUGCAGUCCUCCAGAUCAAAAGAUCCGUGGAAAGAGGAGCAAAGAAAAACCAAGGAGCUGAAAACAAGCAAUAGGCGAUCCGACUGGCGUGAGUGGAUCUCUCCGCAGGGUCCGUUCAACUCGUAUCGCAAUCGUACUUUAGCGCGGGAACUAUUGAUGCAAGCUGACGAACCGAACCAAGCAAACAAAAGGCAGGCAUUUCUGCUUACUGGUAUUCUUUUCUUACCCCGCACGAUUCGCCCUUGCGUCACGGUUGAUGGACAGAAUUCUCAAGUCGGAUGUGUUCUUUCCUUUUGCAAGAUGGUGGAACAGUCUAGAGCAUGAUUGAUGUUCGUUAUUUUCACGAUGGCUCGAAACUCAAUCUAUAGAGUUCUGCUCGUGUGGAUCACCACCUUUGGUUACUUAUUCGGCAUCACCCGAGCCGAGCCGGUUCAAUACUGCAAAUAUGGAUACAAAGGGAAGGAAGAAAAUGGCGACGUGGACUUUUGCAUGGCCGUCGCCAUGCACGAGAAUCAAUCUUCGAAUGCCUAUGACAUGUAUUUGUCCAUGACUGUCACGCGAGGGUCGGACCUUGGUUGGACUGCGAUCGGGACCGGUUCUGUGAUGGCUGGCUCGUUGAUGACCAUCGUCUACGGCGAGCCUCUUACCGGAGAGCCUCCAGUUGUCAGCAUAAGGACGGCAGCUGCACAUCACCAGCCUAAGCUGAUAACCAAAGAGCAAACGGGUGGUGCAGAUUUUCGGGUUCUCCGGGCAGAAUGGCAGGCUAUGGAAGAAGACGGCACGCUUACUACGCUAUCAUCCUCGUCAUAUGCGUAUGUCGCGGAAGUGAGUCUCGUCUGCUAUUCCUGUAAUCUGUGGCCGGCAAAAGGCAGAGGUAGCAGUAAGAUUUCCGCAACGGCAACGUCUCUCCCCUGGAUCUGGGCAUGGAAUGAGGACCAGGAAAUCUCAUCGCUCUCCGACGAUGCCCAUCUCAACGGACACAGGCACCGUCGCGGAAAUGGUGGAUGGGGCGAAUUCUAUGUGGACAUGUCGCGGUCCCUUAGGACCGCUGAGAACCCUCCACCUGUCCCAUCGAUUCAAUCUGGGGUUCGCACUCUAGGAACCUCUGAUAUACCUAUCGACAGGAGUAAACCAUCCACACUGUUUAACAAGGGGGCUAUACAUGGCUUCCUAAUGGGAAUAGCAUUCCUAGUUAUCUUUCCACUAGGAGUGUUGGCCAUGCGCUCACAAUCCAGCAAGUCAUUUAAAUAUCACUGGAUUAUUCAGUUCAUUGCCUCCCUCUGCACUGGUACAGGUGCGAUUAUUGGCAUCAUCAUGAGCCAUGGGUCAUUCAACUCCCCUCACCAGAUGGCCGGGCUGCUGGUAUCAGGUGUGCUUGGUCUUCAAGCGUUUCUCGGGUGGAGACACCAUGUAAUAUUUGUACGAGUCAGACAUCGAACCUGGAUCUCGCACGCGCACAUCUGGGCCGGAAGACUCAUUAUGAUUGUUGGCUGGGCGAACUUUCUCAGUGGCAUGCUUUUUGUAGCAACUGGCCAGUUCUGGAUUAUCCUAGUGUCUGCAAUCAUUGUCGGAGAAAUCGUCGGCCUCACCUUCUGGGUUUGGAGCUGUAAUAGGCACACAUCCCGCCAGUCUACUCCUGAGGCAUCGGAGCCCAAUAUUACAUGGCGAGGGGAGCGGGACGGGGAAUAUUUCGCAGUAGGUGAAGAUGAGGAAACGGAGAUGAACGAAAUGGGCGAUCAUGACAAGCAUGAGAGUAGUCCGUAUGACCCCAUGCUUCCCCGACAUGGUUCGCAUUAAAUUUUGGACAGUGGCAUGUUGUCUAGCUGUUCGAUUCAGCGGCAUGCUUUGACAUCCAACGUAGCAAAGCAAACAUUAGUCUCUGAAAAGAGACUCAAGAAUGAUACUCUGCCUUUUCUUUCAAUCAAUCUGGCACAAGUUGAAAUCUAGUAACUUUCCAAUUUAAACCAAAAAGUCUCCACCUUUGCCAGUUUCUGAUUUCUUCUCCCAUAUGGUAAGGGAAACAAGACCACCAGCCCAAGGUUAUACUAGUUAAGGACACAGGCCAACGCAACACCGCCGUAACCCUUACUAUACUUCCACAACCUUCAAGCCCUCAUAGCGAACAUGUCCUCACAUUGACUUCAAUACAAUAAAGUCUACAUUCACACACUGACAACCCCUCCUCAAGAACCAUCUUCCACAAUAAACAAAGUACAAAGUACAAAAUCCAACAAACCACCCUCAACCCUACACCUUCCCCCUCAGCUCAAACUGCUGAUCAACAACAUCGCCAACCAUA